This is a messenger RNA of Dimorphilus gyrociliatus, 1373 nucleotides long. NCBI's taxonomy places the organism in Eukaryota, Metazoa, Annelida, Polychaeta, Dinophilidae. The record is from the annotation of a GenBank genome assembly.
AUCUCAUUGUGUGAGAUUUCGACGGGCAGAGCAUGGCUCCAUUCUUUCUAGUUUUCUUAUUUAUUAUUUGUGUAAAUUCGUAUGUGAAACAAGCUUGUUAUCCUGUUUUUUAUAAAGACGAUCCAACUAUUAGAUGCCUACCAGGAGACGUUAUCAUUGUAGAGGAGGCUUGGUAUGGCCACACUAUUCCAAAUAUAUGUGAGGUUAGGAAAGAAGGAGUAUGCGGUGUCUCAGUUCUACGAAACGCUCAGAGAUUAUGUAAUGGCCGUCAGACUUGCCAGCUAGAGUCCGAAUCUGAUAUUAUACACGGAGUAGCCGAAAUUAAAAGGCAUUUGUGCUAUGAAUACGGAAAAAAUAGUAUAACAGUUAAUUAUACUUGUUUACCGGCAACGAGUAUAGUGGACUCAUGCGGAUUUGAAAGCUACCAAAUUAUAACUGUUCAAGCCGAUCAGCAUUUCUCAUGGCCAGGUUCAAAGAGUAAUUGUACGUAUCGAAUCAAAACUGCGACAAGAUAUUUAGGGAUGAAUUUAACAAUUAUGAUGAUGAACGAAACAGUUAAUAAGGCUGAAUGUAGAAAACCUCUGUUAAAAAUAGAGGAUGGAGAUAAUGUAACAGAAAUAGUGAGUAAUCACUGUAAAGUUGAAGAAGUUCAAAUAUUCCACACAAAGACAAAUAAGUUAGCUCUAACAUUUAUGGGAUCAAGGAGAUUUAUUGUCGGAGUACGUCUUAUUGACUUAUGCAAAUUAGGAGAAAAUAUUUCGGAGUGUGUAAAGGCAAACGAAACUUUGGCAUUGUACGACGGAAAAAACGUUACUGGUAUUAUUGGCGGCGUCCUUGGUGCUGUAGGAGCACUCUUUCUUUUGUACAUAUUCAUUUUGGCGUGCAAAAAUAGAAGGAGAAGUUUAUCACUCAGUUCGUCAGGAAUUGACAGCCAAGACAGUUCCCCUAGAUCGAGGUUAGCCAAGGAACGCCAGGCUGAGGUAGCUCAGCAAGCGGCCUCGAUCGCUGCGGCUAAAAUGAGCGAGAAUUCUGAAGAAUCCAGCGCCAACGAAGCAAAUAGUCUUUUAUCAUCAAAUGGUUCCAAUACGCCAAACGGAAUUACGCCGCAUGAUCGGAAACCUCCUGUAGCUAGAAAACCUUCGCGAAAUGGCGCGGAUAGCAGUGACUCCCAGGCGCCAACGCCUCCAGCAAGAAGGAAGAAGGUUGUACCGCCACCAACGCCGCAGAGAUACGAAUCAAAGCUACCUUACUCAGAAAGAAAGAAAAUCGACAAUGGCUCUCCUGUACAAAAAAAAUCUCGACCAAAACCGCCAUGUAGCCCUCCUCCAGAUGUCAUCGUAAUGGUCGAAAAUGAACUGUACGGAGGCUUGUAA